Messenger RNA from Ipomoea triloba (trilobed morning glory), 2906 nucleotides. RefSeq names its product glutamate receptor 3.6-like. NCBI's taxonomy places the organism in Eukaryota, Viridiplantae, Streptophyta, Magnoliopsida, Solanales, Convolvulaceae. The transcript is spliced from 7 exons. Gene Ontology annotation, molecular function: glutamate-gated receptor activity. The record is from RefSeq and is a predicted model, not a curated record. Gene Ontology annotation, cellular component: plasma membrane. Bases 264 to 2864 code for a protein of 866 amino acids.
CCCUCACAUGUAAACUUGCAUAUUUCAUUUUAGUAUCCUCAGUACUUGAUAGAACUUAAAGAAUCGAUUACAUCUCGCAAUCAAACUUGUAUGAUUGUUUUUAUCAAAAUCAGGGAAAUCGAUUUUAGGUGUUGGUGAAUUUCCAAAAGGCUAAGAUUCCAGGUUAAGUUCUAUCUAAAUUCACUCCCACAUUACUAUCCUGCUCUUCGAAAUGCAGAGUUAAGAGGAAGCCUUACCACUGUACUCCCACUCAUUAUUCGUUGAUGCUCAGGGUGGAAUCUAGGGUUUUGAUCACUCAAUUCAUUAUGAAACUGUUUGGGGCAUUGAUGUUCGCAGUUUUCUACUUUGGGUAUUUGCCCCAAGGAGUUAACUCAACUCUUUCUGCAAGACCUAGAGUGGUGAACAUUGGGUGUGUUCUCACGUUGAGAACGGAUGUUGGUAAAAUUGCAAAAUCGGUAAUAGAAACUGCAGUAGAAGACAUCAAUUCUAAUCCAGCUGUUCUUGGAGGAACAAAGUUGAAUAUCUCCAUCGUUGAUGACAGUAACAGUGGAUUGCUGGGGAUAGUUGAAGCUAUACGCUACAUGGAGACUGACACUGUGGCCAUAAUUGGCCCCCAAUCUUCAGUCAUAGCUCAUGCGAUUGCUCACAUUGCAAAUGAGCUCCAUGUCCCUCUAUUGUCUUUUUCUGCCACUGAUCCUGCUCUCUCUUCACUUCAGUAUCCAUUCUUUGUCAGGACCUCACCAAAUGAUAUGUUUCAGAUGGCUGCAAUAGCAUCAAUUGUCCAAUACUAUCAAUGGAAAGCAGUGAUUGCUAUAUAUACAGAUGAUGACUCUGGAAGGAGUGGCAUUGAUGCAUUAGCAGAUCAACUAGCUAUGAGGCGAUGUCGGAUCUCUUAUAAAGCACCUCUGAAACCUCAAGCAACAUUGGAUGAAGUGAGGGAUGUGUUAGUUCAGCUGGCUUUAACAGAAUCACGAAUUAUUAUUGUUCACACUUGUCCUUAUAGGGGACUGGAUAUAUUUUCUCUGGCGAAGAAUUUAGGAAUGACAGAAAGUGGAUAUGUGUGGAUUGCUACGAAUUGGCUCUCCACUAUCUUUGACACAAUAGGUCCCCUUUCUUCAGAGGUAAUUGACAAUAUUCAAGGAACUAUUACAUUACGCACAUAUGUUCCGUAUUCAGAGGCAAAGAGGAACUUUGUCUCUAGGUGGAGCAAUUUGAGCAGAAGAGUUGGAACUAAUAGCACUUUUGGGAUGUGCACUUACGGUUUAUAUGCAUAUGACACUGUGUGGUUACUUGCUCAUGCUCUUGAUGCAUUCUUUAAACAAGGUGGAAACAUUUCAUUUUCAAGAGAUCCUAUACAUAGAGGGGGCUUAAAUCAUUAUUCUAUGAAUGUCUUUGAUGGAGGGAAAUUAUUGCUUGACAACAUCUUGAAGACCAAUAUAACUGGUGUGACAGGGCUAUUCAAAUACACCUCAGACAGGGAACUCUAUCACCCUGCAUUUGAAGUUAUUAAUGUGAUUGGAACUGGAAUCAGGAAAGUUGGUUACUGGUCUAAUUACUCUGGGUUAUCAGUAGUGCGUCCUGACUCUAUCUACUCUUAUCCGCCAAGUCGCUUGCGUUCCAGUCAACAACUAUAUCCCAUGGUCUGGACAGGAGAAACAACAAAGAAACCUCGAGGGUGGGCCUUUCCAAACUAUGGAACACCACUGAAAGUAGGAGUCCCUAUUCGAGCUGGCCUUAAUGAAUUUGUUGAACGGGUACCAGGUACUGAUAUCUUCAAAGGGUACUGUAUUGAGGUCUUCACAACUGCACUAAACUAUUUGCCAUAUGCUGUACCAUUUAAAUUUUUCCCCUUUGGCGAAUCAAACUAUACAGAACUUGUGGGCCUAGUCACUGAAGGGGUUUAUGAUGCAGCUGUGGGUACCAUUGCUAUCACAAGUAAUCGGACAGAAAUGGUUGAUUUCACUCAGCCUUUUACUCAGUCAGGCUACGUUGUGGUGGUACCAGUUAGAGAGAGGGGCUCUAGUGCUUGGGCUUUUCUUAGGCCAUUUACUCCUAUGAUGUGGUGUGUCACCGGAAUGUUUUUUCUUCUCAUUGGUGCAACGAUUUGGAUUUUGGAGCAUAGAAUGAAUAAUGAUUUUCGUGGACCUCCUAGAGAGCAAAUUGAAACUAUUUUUUGGUUUGGGUUUUAUACAUUCUUCUCUGCCAGCAGACAUAACACUGUCAUGCUUGUCAGCACCUUAGGCCGCCUUGUCUUUCUGAUGUGGCUAGUUGUGAUUUUAAUAAUCAACGCUAGUUACACUGCCAACCUUACCUCAAUCCUCAUGGUUCAUCAUCUUUUUUCCCCAAUCGAAGGAAUUGAAAGUUUGUUAACAACAAAUGACACCAUUGGUUACCAUCGUGGUUCAUUUAUUCGCAACUAUCUGAUUGAAGAACUUGGCAUUCAUGAAUCCAGGCUCAUUCCUUUUAACGUGACAGAAGAUUAUGCUAAAGCUUUAAGAGAUGGUCCUGAAAAAGGUGGUGUUGCUGCUGUGGUAGACGAGCGUGUUUAUAUGGAACUCUUCCUCUCAACCCACUGUGAAUUCUGCAUUGUAGGCUCAGAGUUUUUCAGAAGUGGAAUGGGAUUUGCCUUUCCGAAGGCCUCUCCUCUGGCAGUUGACAUGUCAACUGCAAUUCAGGAAUUGUCAGAAAAUGGAGAGCUUCAAAGGAUCCAAGACAAGUGGCUGUUAAGAGGUGCUUGCAAAUCACAAAACACAGAGCUUGAAGUGAAUCAGCUUCACUUGAAGAGCUUCUCAAGGCUGUUCUUAAUAUGUGGAUUUGCAUGCCUUUUUGCCCUUCUAGUGCACUUCAUGUUUGUAAAUAAAUAAAUAAUGUUCUUGAAUUAUAUAUAUAGGCUAAUUUCAAGUGCA